AUGGCGAAGAAGCUCGAAAGGUGGACCGUAUUGCUGUCCAGGACCCGAAACGAGUGGAACUUAGUACGAUUAGGCUUAAAUCCCCCGCCUUCUAUCUGGUCUGGUGUCCCUACGGGCCUAGAGAAUAGAAAACACAACCACACAGAACUUUUCAUCGUCUCCUCGAGUCCGACUUUCUCCCUCCUUCUCCCUGAAGAAAUGAUGCCUGUCAUUAAAGCGUCGUAUGAGCGAGUACAUUCAAGCUCCUUUCAUCCCCCGACAGAGUAUGCACAGCUCUCCUCGUCCGAGUUGGGCAUCCUGGCGUUUGCGCGCCUCAUGGACGAGGCCAGUGGCAAUUCCGUCGCUGAAGCGCCACCUUUCUGGCCGAAGCCUACGGCGUAUGUAACCGUCUUCUCGCACACGAUGGCCGACCCCCCCACAAAUGGAUGCGAGGAGACGAUGCGGACCACCAACGCUUCCCGCGGCACCCGCUGGGCCACUCAGGACACCUUCGACUGGAUGACGCGUUCUUCCAGCCUGCCCCAAUCCGCCUUUGGCUCUGUCCUCAGCUCUGCCCCGACCUUCGCCCCCCUUGUUCGCUAUGGUCUCAAUCUACCUACGGAGGGCAGGGCGUACCCAGGCCCCCUCUUUGGAAACCCGGUGGCGUCCGCGGACCUCCAUUCUCUUUCAUUCGAAAGUCCCUCGACCAAUCAACAUGAGAUCGUAGAGCGCAAACAAGUCUCAGGAGUCCGGAGGACCUCCAAGAAUGCAGGAUCGCACCGAUCCGGUCCAUACGACAGAGGAUCUUCUCAUCGCAGGCACAACGUUAUGAAAUACCAACACCUUAAUUCACCUGACGAGCAUUACAAGCCUUUCAGCAAGGCCAAUCUCCCUGUAGUGGGGAAAGAAAUUCAUUCGGGACCGCCACCCGGAAAUCCAUUCGAGAGCCGGGAAAGACAACCAAGAGUUGCUCCUCCUCAGUCAACGCUGGAGGAGCUAACAAGAAAACGCAAUGGAUCGAACCAGCAGGUGGAGAGUAGCGUAUUACUCACCUCCGCCCCGGUUCACAUACAAAAGUUUAGCGAGAACCCUGGCGCGAAGCCGGUCCGAAAGGCGCAGAAGGCCUCCAACCAACUGGGAAUUGUUGCAACACCACAGACAAAUGGGGCUGCAAGUCGCGGUAACCGAGUUGCUCAGACAUUCGUGGAGUAA
Cyclocybe aegerita is the source of this 1191-nucleotide messenger RNA. The record is from the annotation of a GenBank genome assembly. Lineage: Eukaryota; Fungi; Basidiomycota; Agaricomycetes; Agaricales; Hemipholiotaceae.